Messenger RNA from Manihot esculenta (cassava), 979 nucleotides. Its product is annotated as DNA repair RAD52-like protein 1, mitochondrial. Gene Ontology annotation, molecular function: DNA binding. The transcript is spliced from 4 exons. The record is from RefSeq and is a predicted model, not a curated record. Bases 84 to 659 code for a protein of 191 amino acids. Gene Ontology annotation, biological process: double-strand break repair via homologous recombination. NCBI's taxonomy places the organism in Eukaryota, Viridiplantae, Streptophyta, Magnoliopsida, Malpighiales, Euphorbiaceae.
UUUUUCCUCCAUUUUAGACGUGAAAGGAAGUGGGGGAGGGUUCAAAUCUAAAGUUUUUGGUACUCCAAUAUUCUGUCCAGCAAAUGUCGACCAUAAAACUGAAAUUGCUCACAGCAAGAACUUUGUCUUCUCGGUCCCUCUUGAAACUGAAGCAAUCAUCUUUACUUCUUACGAAACAGUCCUAUUCUUCCAACCCUUAUUCUUUUUCUGCUACUGCUUUUGGAGAAACAGGGAGGCCAGUUGAAACGGAAAGCAACGACAUCCCCACUUCUGGAAUCAGCAGGCCACUUUUGGAAAUUCUCAAAGAACUCAACAAAAGGGUCCCCGAUUCCCUUGUAAAGGAGCGCCGGGAGGGUGACUUCUCUGUCAAGUACAUCCCCUGGCAUAUAGUCAACAGGAUAAUGAAUUUACACGCUCCAGAAUGGUCUGGUGAGGUUAGGAACAUAACUUAUUCAGCUGAUGGCAAGUCUGUAUCUGUUGUUUAUCGUGUAACACUAUAUGGGACUGAUGCUGAGAUAUAUAGGGAAUCUACUGGGACUGCUUCAAUGGACGAUGCAGGCUUCGGAGAUCCUGUACAGAAGGCAGAAGCAAUGGCAUUCCGUCGAGCAUGUGCUCGCUUUGGCCUUGGGCUUCAUCUAUAUCAUGAAGAUUUGUCUUAGCAAAACAAUAUCAUUAUGUCUGGGCAAAACAAUGGCCAAUGGGAAUUUUUUUUCUUCUCCUUAAUCUGGUGAAGUUUCUUUUCCCUUUUGAGGCCAAAAAGUGGAGUAUUAUCCAGCCUGUGGCAAAUUCUAACAUUGCUGAGCAAGUAGCUUUAUGACUCCACAUGUAUGUUGAUAUGUAUUGGAAGAGUAUGAGUGGAAUAUUUCUGGACCAUAAAUUUGUUUUCAGCUGUAGAUUUAGAGAUUUCAGGACUUGGACCACAGGGAUAUCUACCUUGGGUUUCAAUUUUGAUGCAGUUUAAUUUCAUUUUAGUUUAUAA